Mesorhabditis belari is the source of this 1647-nucleotide messenger RNA. Lineage: Eukaryota; Metazoa; Nematoda; Chromadorea; Rhabditida; Rhabditidae. The record is from the annotation of a GenBank genome assembly.
AUGGCCGAUCGACCGCCACCUGUAAGACGCAAAUUUGGAGCACAAUUCAGACACGGCGAUGAUCUGAUCGUUACCCCAUUCGCGCAGUUGUUGGCGAGUUUGCGAAAUGUGCGAACGAAUCUCAUUCAAAUCGCCAAUAUUCACCAUUUAGACGAGGGAAGGCAUCAAAAUCGAAGUGCAAAACGACCACCACUUCAUUCAACAGCGCUCCCAGAAAAUGUUGUCUCAACCGCGGCCGAGACACUUGAAGAGCUUGAUUGGUGCUUGGAUCAAUUGGAGACAAUUCAAACGCAUCGAUCUGUCUCCGAGAUGGCAUCGAGCAAGUUCCGAAAGAUGCUGAACAAGGAGCUUUCCCAUUUCGCUGAGACAUCCAAGUCUGGAACCCAGGUGUCAAAAUUCCUCAUCACAACCUAUAUGGAUAAAGAAGAAGAGGACGAUCAAAGCCCAUCCGUCGAAGUUGAGGCGCCAUCCACCUCCGCGGCGCCUCACGUUUCGAUGGGUCUCUUGAAGAAAGCUCAAACAGCUGCUAUGAAUCGAAUUUCUGGUGUUCGCAAAUUGAGAGCCCAUUCUCAUGAUGGUCAUCUCCCCGAGUUUGGUGUCUCGUGCGCGGCUGAGAUUGCCGUUCACAUGCAAAUGCUAAACGAUUGGGGUCCAAAUGUUUUCAAGAUCAACGAUUUAUCGAAGAACCACGCGCUCACCGCUGUCACUUACACUUUGCUCAAAGAACGAGGCCUCAUCAAGACGUUCGAGAUCCCGGCCAACACUCUGAUCACCUAUUUGCUCAAUUUGGAACACCAUUACAAAGACAAUCCUUAUCACAAUCACAUCCAUGGUGCCGAUGUGGCUCAAUCAAUGCACGUUCUCAUCUCCUCACCCGUUCUCGAGAAUGUCUUCAAUGAGCUCGAGAUUUUGGCAGCAAUCUUUGCUGGUGCCAUUCACGAUGUCGAUCAUCCCGGAUUCACCAAUCAAUAUCUCAUCAAUACAAACAACGAGUUGGCGAUCAUGUAUAAUGAUGAGAGUGUCCUCGAACAACAUCAUUUAGCUGUGGCAUUUAAAUUAUUGCAGGAUUCGAACUGUGAUUUCCUAGCAAAUUUGCCCAGAAAGCAACGACUUCAGUUCAGAAAAAUCGUCAUCGAUAUGGUUCUGGCUACUGAUAUGUCGAAACACAUGUCCUUGUUGGCCGAUCUGAAGACAAUGGUUGAAGCAAAGAAAGUAGCCGGAUCGAGUGUUGUUUUGCUUGAUAAAUACAAUGACAGGAUUCAGGUUCUCCAAUCAAUGAUCCAUUUGGCGGAUCUCUCGAAUCCGACAAAGCCCAUUGACCUUUAUCGGCAAUGGAAUGAAAGAAUACUUGAAGAAUAUUGGAGACAAGGAGAUAAGGAACGCGAAGCCGGAAUCCCGAUAUCACCAAUGUGUGAUCGAAACAAUGUAACGAUUGAGCAGAGUCAAGUUGGUUUCAUUGAUUACAUCGUUCAUCCACUUUAUGAGACUUGGGCUGAUCUCGUUUAUCCUGAUGCACAAGAAAUACUCGAUAAACUUGAAGAAAAUCGAGAAUGGUACCAAUCUCGAAUCCCCCAAGAAGAGCCAACUCCCGAGAAGAAAGACGAGAAUCAUUCAACACAAAAUGACACGAAUCACAAGGCAAAAAGC